Molecule: messenger RNA, 2118 nt
Organism: Manihot esculenta (cassava)
Lineage: Eukaryota; Viridiplantae; Streptophyta; Magnoliopsida; Malpighiales; Euphorbiaceae
Exons: 4
Coding region: 1-2118 (705 amino acids)
Source: RefSeq, a predicted model, not a curated record
AUGGAGGCGAGUGCCAUUAUUCAAGGAAUAGUUAAACAGCCUAAGGCACAGUCUUCAGGUUCCAAGAUGGAAACUUCUUCUCAGAGCACAGCAGCCACAGGCAAGAAGAGAUGGGAUAAAAGAGGAAAGAGGGGAAAGUUCUGGAGCAGGGUUAAAUCAGGUCUGGGAAUGGGGAGUAGUUCAAGUUCAGAUGCAAGUAGUGCAGCAUGCAAGAGAUGUGGGAAGAUGCAUAGAGGAGCUUCCACCAUUUUCCUCUCCUCUCUUCUCCUCUCUUCUCCUUAUCGCUCCAUCCUUCUUCUUGCCGCCGUCGCCGUCGCCGCCUCCGUCGCCGCCGCCACUGUCGUUCUCGGGCUAUCGCGCGUUGCUGCGCCUCUCUGUAGCUGUUGCUGUUGCCGCGGCUGUACCGCCAUUGCUGGAGCUGCCACCGCUGCCACCACCACCGUUGCCACUCACCGCCGUUGCAACUGCCGAUCGUCGCCACUCCAUAAUAUAUUUAUCAUGUCGGUAGAUCGUAGAUGGAUGUAUGAGCGACUAGAUGAAAAUGGCUUUCUUAAUUCUGAAUUUGAGAUUGGGGUGGAGACAUUUCUAAACUUUGCCUAUGCACAAGUACAGUUUAUAUGCCAAGAUAAAAUUCGUUGUCCAUGUUCUAAGUGUCAGAAUAGGAAAUUUCAGAAUAGGCAAGAUGUUACUUAUCACCUUUGCAAAAGUGGAUUUGUUGGAGGAUAUACUAAGUGGAUUGCGCAUGGUGAAUCUAUCACUCAUGAAAUAAAUUCUGAACAACUUGAGGAACAAUCUACUGAUUAUCUUGCUACAACCAACAAUGUCAAUGAUUAUAGAAGCAUGGUCAUGGAAGCAAUGGAUAUAAAUUAUGGUACAGUUGGAGUUGGUAGUUCUGAAAUGGGCAAUCGAACCAUGGAGCCGAACUUAGAAGUUUCAAAAUUCUAUGAAUUAUUACAUGGUGCGGAUGUGCCAUUAUGGGAAGGCUGCAAUAAUCAUACCAAGUUAUCUGCUGUAUCUCAAUUGCUGAACUUAAUGUCAGAAUUUCACAUUAGUCAUAGUUGUUUUAAUAAGUUUAUGGGAACGGUAAAAAGUAUGCUACCAGAAGGAAACCUCUUACCAGAUAAUUUUUAUAAUACGAAGAAGAUGAUGUCCACUCUAGGCCUUGGUUAUACAAAAAUCGAUGUUUGUGUAAACAAUUGUAUGUUGUACUUUCAAGAAAAUAUCGACAGAACAUCAUGUACAAUAUGUGGUCACCCUCGAUAUAAACCAAUACAAUCAUUUAUGGGGCGACGAAAAAAGAGACCAUUUAAAAUGUUGCGAUAUCUACCUUUGAUUCCUAGACUCCAAAGACUUUUUAUGUCAUCCAAAACUGCUCUGCAUAUGGUUUGGCAUGCUUCUAACCAACAUGUAGAUGGUAGUAUGGUGCAUCCUGUUGAUAGUGAGGCAUGGAAACAUUUUGAUCGCACCCACUCUUGGUUUGCAUCUGAUCCAAGAAAUGUUCGGCUUGGAUUAUGUACUGAUGGAUUCAAUCCUUUUGGGCAACGGUCUAAACCGUAUUCUUGUUGGCCCGUAAUUGUUGUAGUUUACAAUUUACCUCCAUGGAUGGCAAUGAAAAAACCUUACAUGUUUCUGAAUAUGGUAAUUCCAGGUCCUAAAAGCCCUGGAAAAAGCUUGGAUGUUUUUUUGAGGCCUUUGAUUGAUGAGCUGAAAUUGUUGUGGCAUGAAGGAGUUUGGACUCAUGAUGCUAAUUCUAACCAAAACUUUCAAAUGAAAGCAGCAUUGUUAUGGACAAUAAGUGAUUUUCCUGCAUAUGGUAUGUUAUCUGGAUGGAGCACACAUGGUAGAAUGUCAUGUCCAUAUUGUAUGGAAAAUAGUAAGGCCUUUAUACUUCAGCAUGGUGGGAAGCCAUCUUUUUUUGAUUGCCAUCGUCAAUUCCUUCCUAUUAACCAUCCAUAUCGAAGACAGAAAGAUAAAUUUAGAAAAGGUUUCAUAGAAAAAACUCCUCCACCUUCUCGUAUGGCAGGUGAUGUUAUACAACAUCGGGUUAAUUUGUUGAGUGAUGUUGUGUUUGGAACAACUGCUGGCAAGCAAACAAUACCGGGAGAAGAAUGUAUUUGA